UUAAAUAUACUAUUUAAAUCAGCAUAACUAAAACAAUAUUAAACGGCAAUCUGGUCAAAUUUGAACUUUCGUUCAAGAUUUGCAUUUUGCAAUAAUAAUAUAAUUUUCACCAGGGAUGGUGCUAACGAGGAAUGGAGAAAAAGUGAUUUUUUUCCCAGUUAAUUUAUUUAGGCACUUAUGUAUUUUGUUGAAAUUUAACCCUAGCAUAAUAAUGUGAAUCCACAAUACUUGAUGUUUUGCAGACAUGGAUUUUGUAGAGAUUCAAUUCCAUUUUUGUGGUGGUAAAUGUCAUAUUGUACUGUUAUGCACAAGGGAUGAGUCACAGACGAUAGCUGUAUUCUGAACUACAAAUACAAAGACCACAAAGAGCUCAGCAACUUUAAGCAAACUAAAAUAUUAAUGUGCCAUCGACGACACAGAAGCCACACUGCAAGGCAAUGAGCAAUUAGAGUGCGAAACGGUUGUUGAAUGCAAACCACACCGUAAAAAAAGCGCAGCAACUCGUAAUUUGUUGGUGUGUGCAAGGGGAAAUGUAAAAUGAUGCACAUUCCUCGUUAAUGAUGUUUGUUGUGGACGCUUCCUCUUCAGCCAGUCUGAAUUCAGGCUGCGCAUAUUCUGGUCUUCGUAAUGUCUUUCUUAUACAGCGCGUACAGUCUGUACAUUCCUAGGGUCGUCAACCUGAAAGGCACGCAGACGGGAUGUGUAUAAAGACCUUUCAUCGAACUGGUGAGACUACACUGAUUUGGACCACCUCCACUUCUGAAGUAGCAUCACGGUAGCAUCACACCAGAGGGAAGUCCUAUCAACAUGCAAAUCUAGACUCACAAGACAGGGCACAGUCGGAGACGCUCAGUCGGUGAGUGAACAGUGACUUCAGGAAAGAGGAGGCUCGGAUCAUCAGCAAAACGGCUAAAUAUCUUUAAAAACACAAUGGGAUUUCAAAUUUGCCUCACCGAAUUUUUUCUUGGCUUCUGCAACUAUGAGACGCCAAUGAAAAUAGUUGUUAAAAACACAACCCUUGGAAUCAUUUAUAGAGGGGUACAGUUUCUGGUGAUGACUUAUUUCUUAUGGUAUGUCUUCAUUAGCCAGAAGGCCUACCAAGAGAUUGAGACCCGGCCUGAGAGCUCAGUCUACACCGAGAUGAGGGGUGUAGGACUGCUGAAUGACUCAGUGAAGGAUGAGGUGGAGUACGUCAGACCAUCAGAGGGUGGUGAUGUCAUCAGCGCCAUCCUACGCAGAGAGGUGACGCACGACCAGGUACAGGGGGUGUGCCCAGAGGAUAUAUCUCUUCCCAGUGCCAGAUGUGGCAAGGACUCCGACUGCGUUGCAGGAGAGGUUGACUUCGACGGCAACGGCCCGAGAACGGGGCGCUGCGUGCCCUAUUACAACCAGUCCAUCCGCAAGACCUGUGAGAUCAAGUCCUGGUGUCCCAUCGAGAAAUUUGCAGCUGUCCGGGAGCCGCCGCUGCUGGUAGCUGAGAACUUCACCGUCUUCAUCAAGAACUCCAUCCACUUUCCCAAAUUCAAAGUGCUGAGAACAAACCUCCUGAAGAAGAGGAGAUAUUUGAACAAGUGUACCUACGAUGAGAAGCAUCUCGACUGUCCUAACUUCCGGCUAGGAUACAUUGCGGACCAGUCCGGGGUAAAAUUCAGUGAACUGUGCGACACGGGAGGGAUCAUCGGCGUCUUCAUCAACUGGAAAUGCGACUUCGACCUGGACCCGUCCGAAUGCAAGCCCAUCUACUCUUUCCGACGGCUCAACGUGUACAAGAACUCUCCGGACUCCGGCUACAAUUACAUGUAUGCCAAGUUUUAUAGCAGGGAUGGACAAGAGUCUCGGACCCUUAUCAGAGCGUAUGGGAUUCGCCUGGAUAUCAUUGUCCAUGGAGAGGCUGGGAAAUUUGCUAUCAUUCCGACCAUCAUCAACAUGGUGGCAGCCAUAUCAUCCGUGGGAAUUUGCUCUAUGAUUUGUGACUGGGUCCUGCUGACCUUCAUUGACAAGAAUGAGAUCUACAGUCAGAAGAUGUUUGAUGAAAUUUCUCAAGACAAAAUCGAGGGGACCAUUCCGACGACGGCGACCGAGCUCACCAUCACGACCUAUGGCUCCACCCAUUCGGACCUGUCUGAUGGCGUGCCACUUUGACCCCGCCCCACCCCACCACCCCCCACACAGAGAUCUGAGGCAAGAGGCGGGGGCACUCCAAACAGUGGGAGAGGGCACGGACAGUACUGCGUUUGUCACUGGAGUUUACGUCACCAUGCUGGUUCCACGGAAGUGGGCAACAGGGGCAUUAUGAAGCCUUCAGACGUGUGACUCUGCGGGGUGGGGUGGGGGGGGGGGGUAAAUCUAGCCCCUGAGGGGCCAGAGAACAGAAAGCCCACUUCAAGUGCUCACUUUGGAUAAAUAUCCCCCCCUUAAGGCAGUGCUGUGUGACUAACCGAGAGGCUGAAGGAAGCCUUACAGAAGCCUUUAUUGCAUCUGCAAAAAAAAAAUACAUGCAAACCGUUUCAAACAGUUCCCCGUGCUGCAAGGCCAUUUAAAAUGUCAAUCCUUAAUUUUUCAGUUUGGGUGGGUUUGACGACAUCUUUGGUGACUGGCGGUCACAAGUUUGUUUUCAUGCUCCAAAUCCCAGAGUUCCUUUUGAAAUGAAGCUAUACCCCCCCCCC
This is a messenger RNA of Anguilla anguilla (European eel), 2666 nucleotides long. It is a transcript of the gene p2rx2, whose product is annotated as purinergic receptor P2X, ligand-gated ion channel, 2. Gene Ontology annotation, biological process: monoatomic cation transmembrane transport; response to ATP. Bases 931 to 2142 code for a protein of 403 amino acids. Gene Ontology annotation, cellular component: plasma membrane; nuclear inner membrane. Gene Ontology annotation, molecular function: extracellularly ATP-gated monoatomic cation channel activity; ATP binding; purinergic nucleotide receptor activity. The record is from RefSeq and is a predicted model, not a curated record. The transcript is spliced from 12 exons. NCBI's taxonomy places the organism in Eukaryota, Metazoa, Chordata, Actinopteri, Anguilliformes, Anguillidae.